AUGGGGCUGGGCCUCCUGAGCGCCGUUCUGUUGUUUGUGGGGAGCUCUCUCGUAUACUCAGAACACGACUUGCUCCCCGAAAAGAGUAGGCGCGGCCCCUCGCACGAACAGGCCAGUGGCCCAGGGUGGCCUGAGGCCAGGCGUGGGAGGCUCUGGCGGCAGAAGGUGCGCCACGACCCGGAAGAGGAAGGAUCGGAGGCAAAGGAUUGUGGAACAGCGCCGCUUGCCAAUGUGUUGAAAGGAUCUCGUAUUAUAGGGGGCACAGAAGCUCAAAUUGGCGCGUGGCCGUGGGUAGUUAGCCUGCAGAUUCAAUCUGGCAAAUUUCCUGCUCAUAUAUGUGGGGGAAGCUUAGUGAAAGAUAGGUGGGUCCUCACAGCUGCCCACUGCACUAAGCAGUCUAGAGAUCCUGUAAUGUGGAGAGCUGUGAUUGGAACUAAUAAUAUACAUGGGAGUCAUCCACACACCAAGAAGAUAAAAGUUAAAGCAAUCAUUAUCCAUCCAUUCUUUGAUCUAGAAUCUUAUGUAAAUGAUAUUGCGCUUUUUCGUUUAAAAAAAGCAGUGAGGUACAAUGACUAUAUUCAGCCUAUUUGUCUACCUUUUGGAGUUUUCCAAAAUCUUGACUGGAACACAAGGUGUUUUAUAAGUGGCUGGGGAAGAACAGAAGAAGAAGGUAAUAUUACAAACAUAUUACUGGAAGCAGAAGUGCAUUAUAUUUCUCGAAACAUUUGUAGUUCUGAGAAGAGUUAUGGAGAGAUAAUUCCUAACACUUCGUUUUGUGCAGGUGAUGAAGAUGGAGUUUUUGAUACUUGCAGGGGUGAUAGUGGUGGACCAUUAAUGUGCUACUUACCAGAACAUAAACGAUUUUUUGUAAUGGGAAUUACCAGUUAUGGAUACGGCUGUGGUCGAAAAAAUUUUCCUGGUGUCUACAGUGGGCCAUCCUUCUACCAAAAGUGGCUGACAGAUCACCUCUAUCAGGCAAGCAAUAAAGGCAUGUUUAAUAUAAAUAUUCUACUUGGACAGGUCCUUGUAGCCUUAGGUUCUGUUGUCUUACUAGCAACUCCAUAA
Molecule: messenger RNA, 1065 nt
Organism: Diceros bicornis minor
Lineage: Eukaryota; Metazoa; Chordata; Mammalia; Perissodactyla; Rhinocerotidae
Gene: TMPRSS12
Product: transmembrane serine protease 12
Exons: 5
Coding region: 1-1065 (354 amino acids)
Biological process (GO): proteolysis; acrosome reaction
Molecular function (GO): serine-type endopeptidase activity
Source: RefSeq, a predicted model, not a curated record